AUCUCCUCAGUUCUCGGCGAGUCAUUGCGGAAUGGAGUACUCCAAUCUCCAUCGAUCGCCUUAGCCUGAAGUCAUUAGCAGCUAGCGUUCCUGGCAUUGUGGUGACUGUGGCUCACGUUCGUGCGGACGAGUACAAUCGGAAGUCGUCCAUUGCUGGAAAGCGUCGAUUCCAGGCUGGUCGCUCAACGAGCGAGUGAAGCAGUUGGUACCAUUGCCUUGGCACGGAUACUCAACAAUCAUGUUCACUGUGAGUUGCACACUCCACAACGGCACGAGACGUUCGUCCCAGGUCAUACCUACGUUCGGGAGCCGCAGGUAUCAGUGCGAAGAAUGGCCAGAAUGACGAUAGCCGCUAUUGGCCGUCAACGAGCAGGAAAGGCGUUCUCCUGCGAAGGACACCAUUGGACACUGCUACGUAGCUGGCUGCUCAAUCAAAAGGUGAUUUCUCACAUUCCUUGUCAGGGUGAGCAAUUCCAACGGUGGACGAGUUGCUGGUUUAUCACGGCCAACGUGUGUGCAUGACCACUGAGUCUGUCCCUAGCCCUCUUCACAUGCACCCCGUAGCUCCUAUGCGGAGCGAGAAAUCAGUUUAUCCACCACUCAGCACCAGCAUGCAGCAGUCGCUAGCCCUGGCAUGACUACCGGUAAAUCUGCUGAUCGUGGAACAAACUUUUCAUAAAGCCGCACAGGCAAUGUUUAGCUUGGGUACUUGAUCAAUUGUUGGGAUCGCAGCGGUAUAGCAUUAGCUCGCUCUUCCUUCCUUCGUUCUCCUUGAGUUUGGGUUGAAAGGGCAGAAGUCUGAACGCCUCAACGCAUGCAGCAGUCCGAGUAGAUCUACGAGUCUCAGAGACUUCCAAUCCUGCAACAGCAAACCGCACACAAUGGAGAAACUUCAGCUUACACCACAGCCCAGUGACGAGUAUAGCUUCGAUCUGAAAUGGUACUGGGGAAACAUUUCAAGAGAAGAGGAAGUGUUCAUCCUCAGCCAGCAAGCUGACGGUGCGUUUCUAUUACGCGACUGCCUGAGUGAACCCAAUUCACGAACACUGGCUGUAAGAUGUGGAGAUCGCAUCUGUCGCUAUCGGCUCUCUGAUGCCGAGGUUAUGUCCAUGGAUGGAUACGCCGAAUGCUGUGAUGUGGCUGGACAGCCUGUCAAACUCGGCUCACCAGUAGAAAGACCGCAGUGCCAUACACUGCCUCUUACUCACACGAAAUCACUGGAUUUACAAGUCCACUAGCAGUCGGCGGGUGCAGCCACUCCAUAUACGUCGAUGACACCGCAUGAGCAGCUGUCCUGCAAGACGACGAGUUCAAUGCGCCGCUGCCGAUGUCACCAGCUACAGUGUGGCCUACACGCUCGCCUUGUGCCGGCUGACACUGAGCGUGUGCAUGCUACUGGUGCAUUGCCUUGAGGCAAUAGUCCCACUCAGAUGCUUCUGGGGCCCAGUGCAUGGUGUGUAUGCACAUGCGGUCCAACUGCCAGUGCGCAUCGUGAUGUAGGGUUGCUCUCGCCCAUCUGGUAUUCCAUGCAGAUGUGGUAUAGAAAGAACUCUGAGGCUGGUGUCACACAGAUGGCCCACCAGCAGAUCGUACUGAAUUGUAACUUGAUACUGAGACGAUGGUUGAUGACACAAACUUGCGCUGCAUUGCUUGACCAUGCUGGAAUAUACAUACGCUUGCCAAUUCAUGACCAUAAUUACUGCUCAUGGCAUUCUAUAAUCUAUAAUAUAUCCCAUACUUGUUGAUUUUUGAUAUUCAAUCAUGCACCAGUAUGCGGAUCGCGAGGUCCGGUUAUGUUGUAUGGGUCACGUAUACUGAAAAUCGGUUACCAGCUA
Sycon ciliatum is the source of this 1835-nucleotide messenger RNA. RefSeq lists its product as uncharacterized. The record is from RefSeq and is a predicted model, not a curated record. Lineage: Eukaryota; Metazoa; Porifera; Calcarea; Leucosolenida; Sycettidae. Bases 882 to 1238 code for a protein of 118 amino acids. The transcript is spliced from 5 exons.